Messenger RNA from Plasmopara halstedii, 1944 nucleotides. RefSeq names its product adp-ribosylation factor gtpase-activating. NCBI's taxonomy places the organism in Eukaryota, Oomycota, Peronosporomycetes, Peronosporales, Peronosporaceae. Gene Ontology annotation, biological process: COPI coating of Golgi vesicle. The coding region runs from base 1 to 1944 and encodes 647 amino acids. Gene Ontology annotation, molecular function: GTPase activator activity. The record is from RefSeq and is a predicted model, not a curated record. The transcript is spliced from 9 exons.
AUGGAUAAGCUUCAAAAGCUUCAAGAGCAACAUCACGGAAUUAUGGUCCACCCAAAUCUUUGGGCGUCACGAAUUGUCUACAAAGUCAAGCAAUGGAUGAUGAACAAUCUAGAGAAGAAGAUACUGAAGCUGUGGUACGAACGUGAGUGCUUACUUCUUGAAACGAGGCGUAUUUAUAGUCAACGAGACGUACUGCAUACACCAAGCUCAGCAUACUCAAAAAUUGAACGAGCACGCCAUCUUGACGUUGAAAUGGAAGCCUUCAAAAACAAUUACAACUUGGAUAAGAAACGACUGAAGGCUCUAUUUAACUACAAGAUGGAGAACAUAACAUUGAAGCGUCAGCUUGAUGUCCUGAGAGCUGAAUUGAAGAAAGCAGCAAAUGAGCAGGACCUUCGUCAACUUUCACUCUCUCAAGCAUUCGACGCGCUCAAAUUUGACACUUCUCAUUUUCUAGAGGCUGUGACAAAAAACCGAAUCAAAGCGAUUCUUACAAGUCCGGAGUACCGCGCUCUUUUCGAGCAUGCUGAAUUGAUUUCAUCUCAAGCAUCAAAAGUGUCUCAUGUAGAUACUUUAUUUGAAGCGACCGAUGCGGCUACUUCUAUGGAGGAAAUGUUGAAGAUCAAAUUUCCCGAUGAGUUUAUCGAUCAAAAGUGGCAAAAAGAUUCUGCUGUCAGCUCUAUUUAUCUUGCCACGCUCACGAACCCCAAACUGAAAAGUCAACAGAUAUCGAGCCAGGUGCGCGACGCUUGGUUCCAGAAGCUGCGCUCAUCUGUGGCCAAUAAAGGCUGUUUCGAUUGUAAUAAGCGUCAUCCAACUUGGGCUACAGUCACAUAUGGCGUCUUUAUUUGUCUAGACUGUUCGGGUUACCAUCGACGUUUAGGCGUGCAUUUGUCAUUUGUGCGCUCGAUUGACAUGGACGAGUGGACUGAAGAACAACUUAAAACAAUGAGUGAAGGUGGAAAUGCUGAAGCUCGCAAGUUUUUUAAGCAAUACGGUGCUGCGGAGAUGACAAGUAUUGAAGCCAAGUACAAUUCGAAAGCGGCGCAGAUGUACAAGAUUGCAUUGGCUAAAAAGGUAAAAGCAUCUCGACUACAAAUUUCUGCUCCAGAAGAGGAGAAGACUUGUGACAAUGAAAUUGAUGGAUUGGAAGCGCUCGUUAAAGACGUUGAGAUUGAUAACGAGAAGACAACUGCUACUGCGCUGCAUGGACACAUGCAACGCGAAGUUCCUACUGCGGCUCCUACUGUGAAAAAGAUAUCGCUUGCUGCACGUCAUCCAUCUGCUGGUCUACUGAGCGUCAACCGCCCAGUGGUUUUACUUGGGCAGAAGGAUGGUGAAAAUCCAACGCCAUCUAUUACAAAAUCUACGCAAAUCAAGUCAUCUCGUUUAGGAGCUACGAAGCUGUCCACAGGUGGUAAAGCGACACGUCUUGGUGCGACGAAGCUCCCUGCAGGGGUUAAUGAUUUUGAUUUUGACGAUAUCCCAUUUGAGAAUCCACCACCACCCGCUCCAACUGCUGAAGAGAUUUCAGCCGAAAAACAGAUAAAAGAUGACGAAGCUUUGGCACGGGCAUUGCAAGAAGUUGAAGAUGAGCGCACGUCAGCUAGUGCCUUACCAGCACCAACGUAUCAAGCUGCACCUAUGCAGACGCCGACUUUGGACAAAUACAAGAAUGCCAAGUCAAUUUCUUCCGACAAUUUUUUUGGUGGUGAGGCACAACAGUUGGACAGUUCGCAAUUGGCACGAUUUCAAGGCUCCCAAUCGAUCUCGAGCGAUGCAUUUUAUGGCAAUAAUUCUCGUGGUCGAGCAACGUCUGGAGAGUUAACUGAUGAAGCAGCUUAUCAGUUACAACUGAUGAAGGAUAGCAUGGCGAACAAGGCGGCAAAGCUAAAAACCAUGACUAGCGGCUUUUUUAACGAUUUGCAGAGUCGCUAUACUUAG